Messenger RNA from Aspergillus uvarum CBS 121591, 1399 nucleotides. RefSeq names its product class I SAM-dependent methyltransferase. The coding region runs from base 122 to 1018 and encodes 298 amino acids. The transcript has 2 exons. The record is from RefSeq and is a predicted model, not a curated record. Lineage: Eukaryota; Fungi; Ascomycota; Eurotiomycetes; Eurotiales; Aspergillaceae.
UGACAUUAUAAGAGGAUCCCAUCCACGGGUCAGUAGGCGGAAGCAAUGCUCCAGUCGCAACCUUUAUCAUCCAGCUAGAGCACAGUGGGCUACCUUAUGCCCUGAACCGUUAGAGCAGAACAUGUCCACUCAACUCGACGCCGCCUGUAUUGCCCGUCUCUCCCUACACGACCCCACCCGCUUCAGCAUCCAGCACUCCCAGACUGUUCAUCGCCUCGAGCUCUUACAGCACUGGAACAUUCCGACUGGCGCCAAGGUGCUGGAAAUAGGCUGUGGGCAAGGGGACUGCACGACUGUCCUUGCCUCUGCCGUGGGCGAGCAGGGGAGGGUGGUGGCCGUGGAUCCGGCGGAUCUGGAUUAUGGUGCCCCGUAUACUCUCGGCCAGGCACAGAAUCACAUCUCACAAGGCCCGCUAGGAAGACGGAUUACUUGGGUUCAACAAUCGCCGUUAGACUACCUCGCCUCCCUCCCCUCCCCCUACCCAUCCUCGCCACCCGCCAGCGAAAGUAAGUCCUUUGACGCAACAGUGCUCGCCCACUGCCUAUGGUACUUUGCCUCCCCCGCGCUCAUCCUUUCUACCUUCCGCGCCCUCAAGCAGCACAGCAAGCGCCUCCUCCUUGCCGAGUGGUCCUUGGUAGCGAGGCACCCCUCUGCCCAACCUCACGUGUUAGCUGCGCUCACUCAAGCAGCGCUGGAGUGCCGUAAGCCCGUUAGCAAAUCGAACGUCCGCACCGUGCUGGGACCAACGCGGCUUACCGAGCUGGCCCAGGCUGCCGGGUGGCAGCUGGAGACUGAGACCCGCGUGCAAGGUAGGGAGGGCUUGCUGGACGGACAAUGGGAAGUGUCUGCUUGUCUUUCGUCCUCUUUCGAGAAGGAAGUAGAGGAGGCAGUGAGUGAGGAAAGGGAGCGGGCAGUGGUUCUUGCAUCCCGGGAUGCGUGUGAGGCAAGUUUGGAGGGCAUAGAGGGGGGCCGGAAAGGAGUUAGGGCCAUGGAUGUUUGGGUGGCUAGUUUCGUCUGAUCCGGCAAUUUGAACACGCCCCGGCUAGCCCUCUUCGACGCCCGAUAUCCAACUCUGCUGCGCACAGUGAACUGGUAUUGAGAGUCAACCAGGUCUACAACAGUACUCUCUAGUUAAACAACUCCACCGAUGAGGUUCCAGUGUUUGGGUCAUAUAUGUAAAGAACCUGUUAGAAUGACGGUACAGCAUUGUAGGCUAGCUCGUUACAGGCCUCGCGGAGAGACUGUUAACACCAUAGCCUAUGACACACGACCAGACAACAGCUAACAUCCUUUUGUCUAUAAUGGGAGGACCCAGCAGUAUACACGCAGUUGAUUGCGACCGUCAACAGAAUCACCCUACCCAGCUCUAGCGGGCCAGGAUGCAGGGAUCACCCUUAAG